Adelges cooleyi (spruce gall adelgid) is the source of this 3064-nucleotide messenger RNA. RefSeq names its product ATP-binding cassette sub-family G member 1-like. The coding region runs from base 1026 to 2804 and encodes 592 amino acids. The record is from RefSeq and is a predicted model, not a curated record. Lineage: Eukaryota; Metazoa; Arthropoda; Insecta; Hemiptera; Adelgidae. The transcript is spliced from 13 exons. Gene Ontology annotation, molecular function: ATP binding; ABC-type transporter activity; ATP hydrolysis activity. Gene Ontology annotation, cellular component: plasma membrane.
UAAAAAUUGUACAAUUUAUACUCAAUAAUAGUUAUCACUUAUCAGACUAAUCAUUAAAAAGAAUAAUGAAGUGUUAUAUUUUUCGGGUUGCUACCACUUUUCUUAAAUUGCAUAAAUUACAAAUGUCCAUGACGAGUUUCUUAUCAGUGGGCGCCGGUCGGAUUUCCUCAUAGAUAUUACUAAUACAAAUACAAAGUAUUAUGUAGAGACGAAAGUUUAAAGUUGCCAUCCUGGGGAAGUGGUUAAGGUGUGGUUGUUUCUCCGUUGCCUUCCGCACCAGUCGGGUGGAAAAAAGUGUACAAUGGAAAAAAUGGUUCUUGGUAGCGAAUGGUCAUUUGGGAAAAGUGGAGCUAUCCCUAUUUUUUUUAUCUGCGAUAAUGUGUUUUUCAUAACAAAAACAAACCAAGAUUAAAUUGCAAAUACCUGCUAUGGGUGUUAAAACAAUAGUGAUUGACUCAAUUAAGCAAUUAAUUCCGCCCAUGUUUUAAAUUUCAAUACGUGAAUCUAUGACUGUGGUGGGGUAUUUGCGUUUGGGCUUUGUAGUCGCUGGCUGUUAUAGAAUAUAGUGAAAAACAUACUGUAUUUUAUAUUUUAGUCACUACUAUACUCUAUUCUGAAAGAGUAUAGUAGAAGUUUUAUAACGGCCGGCUAUACUAUGUUUUUAACAUUAAUUAUUAACAAAGUACAAUGUAAAAAGUUUUUUUUUAAUAUUCCUAGUAAUAAAUCUGUUUUUAUGCCAAUAUAAUAUUAUAUAUAUUCUAAAAUCUCAAUGUUAAUGUGUUGACUGUUGUAAAAUUAUACUCAUUAAUUUUUAAUUAAACCGAAAUGUAAAUGAAAAUAUACAAUCAUGAUGCCUAAUGAAUAACCAUGACCAAGAAAUAAUUGCACUUAUAUAAUAAAUUACAUGCUAAUUAAUUCACAAAUACCCACGCCAAAUAAAUGUCUGUUAAUGUUACAUUAAACAUACCAAUUUAUGUGCGGCCUCAGAAGUAAGACCAUUCAAUCCCACCGAAUACUUUGAAAUUAUGGCAAAACCAUUAUUAUCGAGACAUAUAUUAAAUGUAGAAUUUAAAGAUCUCACAUAUGAAGUGAAUACCUGGACAGAAGAUUUAAAAUUUAAUAAGAAAACCGUUUUAAAUGGUAUAAAUGGAGCUUUUAGUUACGGCCAAUUUUGUGCAAUCAUAGGAUGUUCGGGCUGUGGAAAAUCCUCUUUACUAAAUAUUUUAUCAGGUUAUAACGCCAACAAUUACUCAGGUACAAUAUUAAUCAACAACAAACUACGAGAUAUAAAAUUAUUCAAAAAACAGUCUUGUUAUAUCAUGCAAGAAGAUCAUCUUUAUAAUGAAUUCACCAUCAACGAGGCUAUGGAAUUUGCUAUGAAACUAAAGAAUUCAGUUUUAAUGUUAGAUUCGCGUAAACUCAAAAUGAUAGAUGAUAUUUUAAAUAAUUUACAUUUGGAUAGUCAGCGUAAUACGUUUACGGCAAAAUUAUCAGGUGGUGAGCGUAGGAAAUUAUCGGUCGCUUUGGAGUUAAUUCACAAUCCGAGCAUGAUGUUUUUCGACGAACCAACAACUGGACUGGAUAGUUUGUCGGCAAACAAAGUGGUAUCGAUGUUAAAAGAUUUAUCGACAUCAGGUCGAACAAUUGUAUGCACUAUUCAUCAAGCAUCUGCUCUGCAAUUAGAAAUGUUUGACGUUUUAUAUGUGCUCUCGCCUACGGGUCAUUGUAUUUAUCACGGUUUAACUUCAGACCUAACCGAUUUCCUUGCCGAACAGGGUUUGCAGUGUCCGUUGUUCCACAACAUUGCAGAUUUUAUUAUCGAAGUAAGUCUUGGCGAACAUGGAGAUCACGUUUAUAACAUGAUUAAAAGUAUUGAAAACGGAAAACAACCCAAAUUGAUAAAUAACACUGAUCAAUCGAAGUAUGUUGGAGAAAUUCAGUUACCUGAUGAAAAAUAUAAAAUAACAAAACAGAAUAGACAUUGUUUGAUUCAGCUUAUAACACUUUUGCAUCGAUCUGUUAAGAAAAUGUCAAGAGAAAAAUUUUUAAGCACAAGACUACUGGUUCAUAUAUUGGUGGGCUCGUUGUACGCUUGGAUAUAUUUUAGAAUUGGUGACAAUGCCUCGUUCAUCCAUGAUAACUUAAUGCUGCUGUUUUUCAGUUUAAUGUUUAUUAUGUACACUGCGAGUUCGACAAUGAUAAUAAGUUUCCCCUUAGAAUUUCAAGUGCUUGCGAAAGAACAUUUCAACCAAUGGUAUUCGUUGACUACGUACUAUAUCAGUAACACAAUUGUGGAUUUACCUGUCCAGAUGCUUUGUACAUUUUUGUACUGUGUGGUUGUUUAUUAUUUCACCGGUCAACCACCGGAAUUUUUGAGAUUCACUUUCUUUACACUUAUAGUUUUAAUGGUUGGGCUUUUGUCACAGGCAAUCGGCAUGCUCAUGGGAACACUAUUUGAUGAUUUAAAAUUCAGUACAGUAUUCACAAGUUUUUUGCUCAUGCCGUGGAUGAUGUUUGGCGGUGUAUUCAUUAAAAUUUCUGAUACUCCGUUAUUGUUUCGAUGGAUGUUUGAUAUUUCGUUCAUGAAACACGCUAUGGAAGCAAUAUUACACUGUGUUUACGGUUCAAACAGGGCCAAACUACAUUGUCCUAAAAUGUACUGCUACAACACGAUACCGUCAAAAGUGUUGAACGACUUAGACAUGCCUGUCAACAUAUAUUGGUAUAACAUGGCCGCUCUUACUACAAUUUAUUUGAUAAUGAAGAUGUUAGUUUACCAAGUUUUAAAAAAAAAGCUUAAUUAACGGCACAUGAGUAGUAUAAUGUUUAAAGUUUUAUAAACUUAUUUAGUACAUCACUUAAUUGACUGUCAAUCUUAACAAAUUGAUCUCGUUUAAAAGACAAAAUAAUUAUUUUUUUUUUAAAUCCAACUUCCAUUUUCCAACUAAACGAUUAGUUCAAGUUACCAUUUUAUUAUGUAUUUUAUCAUAACCAAAACCAAAGAACCUACCUUUUAAAAAUUAUUAACUGUAUAUUAUUUAUUACCAUUUUAUUAGAACUACUA